Messenger RNA from Vigna unguiculata (cowpea), 1682 nucleotides. RefSeq names its product AT-hook motif nuclear-localized protein 7-like. NCBI's taxonomy places the organism in Eukaryota, Viridiplantae, Streptophyta, Magnoliopsida, Fabales, Fabaceae. Gene Ontology annotation, molecular function: minor groove of adenine-thymine-rich DNA binding. The record is from RefSeq and is a predicted model, not a curated record.
CCCAUCUCAGCCUCAUUCUCCUCCAUUAAUGCCAAAGCACAGAGACAGAGAGAAGAGAGAGAAAGAGAGAGAGAGUAACUGAGUUGAGUUGUAUUCAAGUAUUCACAAUUUCUACCUCUAAAGAUUAAAAAGAGAAAAAGCCUACACCCUCUCUGUUCCUUCUACUUCUGGCGCCAUUUGCAGACUCUUCCUUGUUCAAACUCCAUACUUUUUCUGCUUCCAUUUCUGGAAAUACGAACACCCUCAUGGAAGCAGCACUCAGCAACAGCACCAUUUCUGCAGGGUCAGCUCCACCACCGUCUGGGGUGUCUCAGCCAAUGAACAUGAAUGUUAACAUGAACAUGAACGUGGGAAACAGCGAAGGAACAACAGCAGCAGCACCUGCGCCAGCGCCAGCACCAGCGUCAACACCAACAACGAUGGUUCCUGCAGUGCCAGCUGCAACGACGACAACAACAUUGGUAGCAACAACACCGGGGAGCACUGGGGGGCAAGGGAGUUUUGACUUGUUUGGGAAGAAGAAGAGAGGGAGGCCGAGAAAGUAUGAUGCAGAUGGGAACCUGAGGGUGAGUGCAACCCCGACACCAGCUCCACCGGGUUUCACUUUGUCCACACCUUCUGAGUUCUCUAACAAAAGGGGCCGUGGCAAACACACAGCUUUUGGCAACUACCAACUCUUUUCUUCUUUUGGUGAGGUGUUUGCAAACACAGCUGCUGGUGAUUUCAUACCGCAUGUGGUGACUGUUUACACUGGAGAGGAUGUUGCUGGAAAGAUCUUGUCAUUUGCUCAGAAGGGUCCAAGAGGAAUUUGUAUUCUCUCUGCCAAUGGAGCUAUCUCAAAUGUCACCAUACGCCAACCUGGUUCUUCUGGUGGCAUAUUGACUUACGAGGGUCGAUUUGAGAUUUUAUCUUUGUCUGGAUCAUUCACUGUUGCUGACAACAGUGGCAUGAAAAGUCGAACUGGUGGAUUGAGUGUCUCACUUGCUGGCCCUGAUGGUCGAGUGAUCGGAGGUGGUGUUGCUGGACUUUUAACAGCUGCUGGUCCCAUCCAAAUUGUAGUAGGAAGCUUCACGCAAAAUGCGCACAAGAGCCAAAAGAAGAAAUACCAACGUGAACAACAGACAGUGGUGUCCCCUACUUCAGCUGUUCCAGAAACUGUGACAUUUGCUAGACCUAUCUCACAAGCAAAUGCUGAAGGUGAAAACUUUUUGAUGCCCAUGUCUCAGAUACCAGAUCAAACCCAGAGAGAAUCUGUGAGUGUUUCAAGUGACAAACAGAACCUAGAUGCUACACUUGAUGCUGCUACUUGGAAUGGUUCUGAGGAAUAUUCAGACCAGAGGACAUCCCCAGACAUCAACAUAUCUUUGCCUGAUGAAUAGAAGGUGAUGCAGAGGCUGACAUGGUAACAACUGAAUGAAAACUAACAUGGAACUUUGUCGUGACAACUACUAGGUUAUAUAUGACAUUAUGUACAGUUGUCAGAAAUUAGAAAGGAUUAUUGAGGCCUCAUUAUUUUUUCAUUACAGUUUCUGUUGAACUCUUACAAGUUUUUCUUCUUUUCUUCUUGAGAGGAUCUCAAAGACUUCUUAGGCUAUUUAUUAUGUUGGGAUUGUUUCGAUAAAGAUUAUUUGUAAUUUUUAAGUUUUGCUCAUUGGGGAAACUUCUAAGAGUUUUUCACAUUA